AUGGAAGGAACAAGUGAUGUUUCAGCACUGAAGAUGUUGAAUCAUGUGUUGGUGAAAUUGGAUCACUUUGAUGGAACCAAUUUCUCUCGAUGGAAAGACAAGAUGAAAUUCUUACUUACUUUACUAAAACUUUUUUAUGUCUUGGACUCGAAUUUGAUGCCUUUACUUACUACAACUGAUGAAGACAUUGAUGAGAUAAAGGCACAAAGAAAGAAAAAGGAGGAAGACAAACUAAUUUGCAGAGGGCACAUUCUCAAUACUCUUUCGGAUCAUCUUUAUGAUCUUUACACAUCAAUGAAUUCACCAAAAGAGAUUUGGAAUACUUUGGAGGCAAAGUACAAAACUGAGAAAGUAGGUAUGAACAAGCUUAGUAUUCAAAAGUACUUUGAUUAUAAAAUGCUUGAUAAUAUUUUAGUUUUGGAUCACGGGCAUGAGUUACAGAUAUUGGUCAAUGAACUCCAUGAUUUGUCAAUCAAUAUUCCUGAAUCAUUCCAAUUAGGAGAAAUCAUUGCAAAACUCCCACCAAGUUGGAAUAAUUUUAGGAAGAAGCUUUUGCAUAUGUCAGAAGAUCUCACUUUAGAACAAUUCGAACAUCAUCUCCAAAUUGAAGAGGAAAGUUAG
This is a messenger RNA of Quercus lobata, 621 nucleotides long. RefSeq lists its product as uncharacterized. The transcript has a single exon. The coding region runs from base 1 to 621 and encodes 206 amino acids. The record is from RefSeq and is a predicted model, not a curated record. NCBI's taxonomy places the organism in Eukaryota, Viridiplantae, Streptophyta, Magnoliopsida, Fagales, Fagaceae.